Ilex paraguariensis (yerba mate) is the source of this 1589-nucleotide messenger RNA. The record is from the annotation of a GenBank genome assembly. Lineage: Eukaryota; Viridiplantae; Streptophyta; Magnoliopsida; Aquifoliales; Aquifoliaceae.
AUGCAUUCAACUGCAAGAGCUAGGAGCUCAAUCCCCUCCUCGAUGAUUCCUUCUUAUCCUGGCAGCGCUGCCCGGGCUCGUGACCGUGCUCAGGCUCUUCAGGCCUAUUUUCAGCAACCCAGCAAUUCAGUAGCCGUACGCACACCCUUCACCUCUGCUACACGAAGAUCCAGUAGCCAUAGAGGCUUGGCUCAAGUUGGGCCAGCGUCCUCAUCAUCAGAUCAGACUAGUGGCACCAUCUUUUUCCCAUCGAGUUCAUCUGGCAGAAACCUCCAAGAAGCAGAAAAUACUGUGUCGAAUCACUUUCAUACUUGGGAACAAGAACACUUGCCUUCUUUCCCAUUGAGCCAUGGUGAAAGAGACCCAGUUUGGGGCCCAUUUCAUCAGGCUGCUGGUGGGUCCAACUCUGGUAUCAGGUCCAACAGCUUUCGCCCGAGGCAUGGAUCUGAGAGGAUGCCAUCGCAAAAUCGGUCAUAGGCUAUGUAUUGUGUUUUGGUGAGGAAAACUGCAAUCCCUAUGACUGAAACCCGAAAUUAUGUAUGUUUGAGAACUGAUAUGUGAUGGUUGGAGUCUGUCAACCGGCAGAUGAUACUCUUGCUAUGGCCCUGAAAUGGUCUUUUUGGCUGCCAGGUGGUUAUGUGCUGAACAUUGGCUUCCUCUUAUUUGUUUUGCCCUGGGGAUAUAUAAGAAUAUGAUCACAUGUUUAUGGUAUAGUUAGAAGGUUUCUAGCAUUUGACUUUUCCUUUUUCUUGUCUAAUACAUGGGACCCAGAUAUCGAAUACCUGGACCUAAUGGAAAUCACCUGAAAAGAAAAGCUGCAUGGGGAUUCAGGGAAGUGAUAGUCCAGUAAUAUUGCUGGGAAGUAGCAGGAACAGCAACUCAAAUAAGGCUUUGAGAGUUGUGCUGGGAGCUUACAAAUAUCUCAUUUCGUAGGACUUUGGUCCUCUGUAAUCAGUGUCUUAUUUUCUGCAGGACAGAUUACACAGGAUGAGUUAAGAGCAUUUAGUAGACAAGCGCAUGUUAGAAAACAAUGUUGAAGAUUUUGCCCAUAUAUUGUUCUAGACCUAGAGUAGAAUGACCGAAAACAUGAUACUCACUUACUAUAUUAAGGAAGAGGGUGAGAUGUCUCUUGGUCUCUUUCUUCUCAACAGCCACUGGAUUCAAGAGCCUUACUUUUGACUGGAUCUCUUACCUACAAAGACAUCAAACUAUCCAUUUUUAACCGCCUUUAAUCAUGACUUGAGCAAAGAUGCAAAUUAAUACAGACCAAGUCUGCCCGCGAAUGGACAGUGCAGACCAGCUGAAACUGCGUAGAUCCGUUUGAACACCAUUUUUAGAUUCAAGCCAAAAACUUUUAAUCACUAUUAAUGAAAGAUGCAGUGAAUCUUGGGUGAAAUGUAAUGAAUGACCAGUUGGCCAUAAUCCGAUAUGCCUGCCGGGUCAUAUGAACUCCAUCCCAGCUGAUCUAUCUGCGAGGGUUGGAACAAACGGGAAUCUCUGGAGAUACACACAUCAGAGUGAGACUGAAGUUAUAGUUAGCUCCAGUACCGCAUCAAGCUUUUUGUACAGAUGAAGAAUCAAAUCCUGAG